Messenger RNA from Glycine soja, 656 nucleotides. RefSeq lists its product as uncharacterized. The transcript has a single exon. The coding region runs from base 24 to 656 and encodes 210 amino acids. The record is from RefSeq and is a predicted model, not a curated record. Lineage: Eukaryota; Viridiplantae; Streptophyta; Magnoliopsida; Fabales; Fabaceae.
AAGAGAUCGAUCGAUCAGUUACGAUGAUGAACGAUAAAAGUGAGUCCAAAACAGAAGAGAUGAAAGGGUGGAGAAAAGUUAUAGAAAAUGUAGGUAAUUGGCUGGCAAACAAGAAUAAGGAUGAAUGGUUGAAGGACAUGAGGGGGAACCCGAGUUUGGCAGCAACACUAAUCUCAACUUUGACCUUUCAAACUGCUAUUAAUCCACCAGGUGGUGUUAGGCCAGCAAAAGAGAGUGGACAUGUGUUAUGUCCAAGAUCAGAAGACAUGUUAGAUGGGAAGAAUCCAUGUCCAGGAGAAGCCAUCCUUGCUGUUGUUUUCCCAGACAAAUAUUUCAAAUUCCUCUUAUGGAACACUAUAUGCUUCGUUUCAUCCUUAGCUGUUUGUCUCUUGCUUGUGAGUGGGUUCCCUCUGAAUCACCGAUUCUUCACGUGGCUUUUGUCAAUAGGGAUGUGCCUCACCAUCACCAGCCUCACUCUUACCUACAUGGUUGGUGCAGAAAUGGUCACCCCAUAUCUCAUUUGGAGUACAACCAACACCAUGUUUAGUAAAGUUAUUUAUAUUUGGAUUACACUGCUAGGACUCGUCACUCUUGUCCUUUUCCUACGCCUGUUUGUUUGGAUUCUGAUUAAAUGCAGUGACAAACGUAAACGGUGA